This is a messenger RNA of Penicillium psychrosexuale, 1308 nucleotides long. RefSeq names its product putative DNA damage-inducible v-SNARE binding protein Ddi1 (gene ddiA). The transcript has 2 exons. Gene Ontology annotation, biological process: proteolysis. The record is from RefSeq and is a predicted model, not a curated record. Gene Ontology annotation, molecular function: aspartic-type endopeptidase activity; protein binding. The coding region runs from base 1 to 1308 and encodes 435 amino acids. Lineage: Eukaryota; Fungi; Ascomycota; Eurotiomycetes; Eurotiales; Aspergillaceae.
AUGCGUAUCACCGUCAACGUCAUCCGCCCCGAGCAGGCGGACUCGGACAUCAUCAACCUAGAAGUGGGCGGCGAUAUGUCAGUCGAGCUCCUCAAAGCUAUUGUCGAAAGCGAAACCACCAUCCCACCCGAAGCCCAACAGCUCGUCUACAACAACCAGCUCCUCCAGAACCCUUCUCAAACCCUAGACCAAGCCGGCAUCACCGAGGGCGACAUGCUCGGUGUGCACGUCACCCGAGCUCCCCAAUCCUCUACUCGCCCCGCCGCUUCCAGCUCCGUCGCGCCCAGACAGAACACCCAACCCCGCCCCGGCAUGCCGGACCCCGAAACGAUUCGUCUACACAUUCUGGGUGAUCCCCGCGUGCGCGAGGCCGUGCGCAGGCAGAACCCGGAGCUGUCUGAGGCCGCGGAUAAUGCUCAGCGCUUCCGCGAGGUCUUGCUUAGGCAGCAACAGGGCGAGGCGCAGCGGGAGGCGGAAAAAGAAGCUCGCAUUGCGAUGCUCAAUGCCGAUCCUUUUAAUCACGAUAACCAGAAGGAAAUUGAGGAGAUUAUUCGCCAGAAUGCUGUUACGGAAAAUCUACACAAUGCCAUGGAGCAUCAUCCUGAGUCCUUCGGUCGCGUGACAAUGCUCUACAUCCCCGUGGAAGUGAAUGGCCACCGUCUAAACGCCUUCGUCGACUCCGGCGCUCAGGUGACCAUCAUGUCGCCCGAGUGUGCAACAUCGUGUAACAUAAUGCGCCUGGUAGACCGUCGCUAUGGCGGCAUUGCGAAGGGCGUCGGGACCGCCCCGAUCCUGGGCCGGGUUCACUCCGCCCAGAUCAAGAUCGGCGAGAUGUUCCUGCCCUGCUCCUUCACCGUCAUGGAAGGCAAGCAGAUCGACUUGCUCCUGGGGUUGGACAUGCUCCGCCGCCACCAGGCCUGCAUUGAUCUCCAGCGGGGUGCCCUCGUUAUCCAAGACCAGGCUGUCCCCUUCCUCGGUGAGGGCGAUAUCCCCAAGCACUUGACCGAAGAGUUCGAGGCCGAACCUACGGUCAAGGGAGCCGAUGGUGCCGAAGUGGGUGCCCGCACUGGCGCGGUCACGCAUAAAGCGGAGAACAAUCCUAAUGCCAAUGCCACUUCCAAUAAUGCAUCCGGGUCCGGCGCGUCAGGGUCACAACCCCGAAUCAAUAUCCGGCCUGCGCCUGCUUCGCGGUGGCCGCAGGACUCCGUUGCCAGGAUCACCGAGCUGGGAUUCUCGCGCGAGGAAGCCGUCCGGGCUCUUGAUAUGGCACAUGGAGACUUGGAAGGGGCGAUCGGGUUUUUGAUUUGA